This is a messenger RNA of Jaminaea rosea, 2151 nucleotides long. RefSeq lists its product as hypothetical. The transcript is spliced from 6 exons. The record is from RefSeq and is a predicted model, not a curated record. Bases 1 to 1929 code for a protein of 642 amino acids. NCBI's taxonomy places the organism in Eukaryota, Fungi, Basidiomycota, Exobasidiomycetes, Microstromatales. Gene Ontology annotation, molecular function: protein binding.
AUGCGCCCUUGGAAUGGCAGCUAUGCUCGCGGAGCAACGAGCUCCCUCUCCACUAACGAGAAGCUGCCCGUCGAGGUCCUCGAGCAAAUCUUCGCACACCUCAACGUCUCUGAGCUUUACCGCUGUCAAGUCGUCUGUCAAGUUUGGCGCAAGGCCGCCCGCAAUGACUCUCUCUUGCGCCUCAUUUGCUGGAAGGAGGGGUAUCUGCCGUGGGGACAGCAUCUCGACCAACUACUGGCGCCUCAACGCACGACGGGAUGUAGCGAUGGCAGCAAGUACUCUGCAUAUCGUCUCAGUGGUCGCGACGAGAAGCAUGCUUCUACGCUCGAACAUUUGCUCAAGACCAGUCAUCUUCUACGCACCAUCAAGUCGCCGCCUCCCCUCCAGAAUCUCAACAUCGGGCCUUCAAAGCCCAAUCUGACAGGCGUAGUCAGGUGCUUCUUCUCGAGCUGGGACGAACAAAGGAUCAGCAAUAUCGGACCCUUCCACGUUGACCCGGUCGACAAUGUCAUCAUCGCAAUCAACUCGUACGGAGAAUUAGAUGUGAUUGAUCAAGAUAGCGGAGCCGUGCUCUGGAAGGAUGCAGAAGCCAGAGCAAGCAGUCAUCUGGAUUUCAGCGAGGGCUGGGUAGUGCAUGACAGCCGCGAUGAAGACGGUGUCGGUGUCCACCUUCAGCUGAGGAAAUUUGACAGGCUCGACCCGCAGCAAAGCCAGCCGCGCCGAGGCAUCUUGUUACCAGCCGCCUCCAUCCGCUGUCCCGACACUCCUUCUGCUGUCCGCCUCGUCUGGCCUCAUCUGGUCUUCUUUGCGCAUGCUAACAUAUUCAUCUACGAUGUCAGCACGCUGAAGCUAGUAGAGCUGAUCCCUUUCAGCCCGCGUCGUCGGGACAACUGGCGCGUGCACUACAUCAGCUUCGACGAGGACUUUGUCUUCCUUCUGGCCUUGCACACGGGCGUGCUCGACGAUUCGGGUUUACACGUGCUUGAUCGAAAGAACAAGGGAAAGAGCGUAUAUCGCCCUACCCGCUGCAGCUUGCGCUAUGCUACGGGGUGGCAAGUGGAUGGCCACGGGAUGGGCGAGCUCUGUUUCGAUGGGCGACCGAUCAAGGACUGCCCCGUUAAUGGCAUCACGACGGAGCUGAUACCCAGCAAUGGGCAUGGAGGGGACCGAUACGUCAAGACAAAUCGCUGCUGCGCCGUCCAUCCGGACCCCAAAACGGGCAGUCUCUGUCUCAGUGGUGCUGGCGCACUCGUCGUCAUCCCGGAGUACAAGGACGUCUUUCGAAGGCUACGCGGGCGAGAUAAGAUGGGAAAUCCAUUACGAGAGAUUCAGGUCGUCGGUGUCGGGGAAGCCGCCAAAGCGGGCACAAUGACCGAUCUUGCCCUCGCUGACGGCGUGGCAGCUUUUGUUUCAUCUGCGCACUCUCUACCUGUUUGGAUCGACCUCGCAGCACUUAUCCGAUGGCGCCCUAUGACACCCAAGCCCCGUAUCACCACCUUCUACCCUGGAGAUCCAAUCCUCUACGACGCCACUGGUCUCGCCUUUUACGGUGCGGGCGGCAUCAGGCUUAAUGCAGCGCAGCUCUACGUUGCCCUUCGGCUACUCAGGCCCCACGCGUCCGACGGUUGGUCCGACACUCCCUCAUGCGGUGUCCUCAAGAUCGACUUCGGGGCCAUUGUUCAAGCUCAGCUUGCCUUCGCAGAUCGCAGUUUCUAUGACGAGCCACCGGGGACAACCAUUCUUUUCCCAAUGCCAACGACUGCACAGGGGCUAACUCGCGCACAGCAGCGCGAACCUGGUCUCUUGCAGCAUUUAAGUCAGGGCUCCACCCGCGAGCUCGUCUUUCCAAAUGGGACUCGUAGGACACGGAGCGAGUGGCUGCGCGAAAAUUCGUCGCCUAGACUUGACGAAGAGAGACUCGGCGGUUGAGUGCUGUGAGGCCUGAAGGGCUGAUGAAAGGAGCGGACGGCAGUAAGAGCUACUGUAGUUGACAAGGAUGGGGUAAGGCGGAGCUCGUCGCGCCUGAGAUGACCGCGACAGAAUGCAGCAAGGCUGCGGGCUAUGUCGAUAUGUCUUGUCUCAGCAUUUAAGUAGUCACCAGUUUUUCUUACCUUUUAGCCCAAAAUGCCGAAGCCUUGCACUUUGGACUGC